This is a messenger RNA of Peromyscus leucopus (white-footed mouse), 2523 nucleotides long. Its product is annotated as vomeronasal type-2 receptor 116-like. Gene Ontology annotation, cellular component: membrane. The coding region runs from base 1 to 2523 and encodes 840 amino acids. The record is from RefSeq and is a predicted model, not a curated record. Lineage: Eukaryota; Metazoa; Chordata; Mammalia; Rodentia; Cricetidae. Gene Ontology annotation, biological process: G protein-coupled receptor signaling pathway. Gene Ontology annotation, molecular function: G protein-coupled receptor activity. The transcript is spliced from 6 exons.
AUGUUGUCUUUGGUGUUUGUCAUCUUGAUCCUGGAGGAUUUUUUGCUUUUAAGUGUGACAGAUCAUAGGUGCUUUUGGAGAAUAAAACAAAGUGACAACGGGGAUGAAGAUGUGGAGGACGAUUGUUUUUUUUACAUUUACACAAAACAGGGUCCACUGGUGAAUGAUCAUUUCAGUGGAAAUCUACAUGCUCAAUUGACAGCCAAGAAUAUCCACUUGAUUUUGUCUCUAUUUUUUGCCAUCAAACAAAUAAACAGGAACAUUCAUGUUUUACCCAAUAUUUCUCUGAUGGUUAAAGUCAGCUGUGCCAAAAAGAAAGAUCUGCAAACAAUCCGUGUAUUCUCAAAUAAAGAUGCAAUUAUUCCUAAUUACAACUGUAAACAUGAAAGAAGAUUGUUCAGUGUACUUACCGGACCAAGGUGGUUAUCAUCCAUCACACUUGGGCCCCUCCUAUACAUUUUCACAAUACCACAGCUUUAUUAUGGGCCAUUUCAUCCUCUCCUGAGUGACCGUGAACGUUUUCCUUACCUGUACCAGGUAUCUCCAAAGCACACAUUUCUGUCCUUGGCCAUGAUGGCUUUGAUGAUUCAUUUUGGCUGGAACUGGGUGGGACUAGUAAUUCCAGAUGAUGACCCAGGCAUUCAAUUUCUCUCUGAAUUGAGAGAAGAGAUGCACAAACACAGAGUCUGUUUGGCCUUUGUGAAUGUGAUCACAGAAAAUAGAGACCAGAAAAGAACUGAAACAUACUAUAACCAGAUCAUGACAUCAUCAGCAAAAGUAAUUAUCAUCUAUGGGGACACAGACUCUGCUCUAACUCUACACUUUAGACUAUGGCAAUAUUUAGGCACUCAGAGACUCUGGAUCACCACCUCAUGGUGGGAUAUGACCACAAGUAAAGGGGAGAUCCCCAAAAACUCCUUCCAUGGGACUCUCAUUUUAUCACAUCACCAUUCUGAGAUUUCUGGUUUUAAAAAAUUCAUUCAGACUGUGCAACCUUCCAACUACAGUAGAAAUAUUUCCCUUUGUAGGUUGUGGUGGAUGUAUUUUAACUGUUCAUUGCCAUCUCAUUGUAACACAUUGAAAAACUGUUCAACCAACAUCCUACUAGAAUGGUUAUCCAGGAACCAAUUUGAAGUGUCCAUGAGAGAGACAAGUUACAACCUAUACAAUGCUGUCUAUGCUGUGGCCUAUGCACUUCAUGAAAUGCUUGUUGAACAAAUAGUUACAUCACCAGAGAAUACUGGGAAAAGACUGGAAUUUUACCCCUGGCAGAUGGCCCCUUUCCUGGAGAACAACCAAUUUAUAAGUCCUGGAGAACAAAUCAACAUGAAUCACAAAGGAAAACUGGAUACAGAAUACGACAUUCUCUACAUUAUGAAUUUUCUACCAGGUCUUGGACUUAAGGUGAAAAUAGGAAAGUUUUCAAAACAUUUUCUACAUGGUCAGCAAUUGUUUAUGGCUGAAGACAUGAUAGAGUGGACCAUGGACAUUAGACAGACAACACCUUCAGUUUGCAGUAUGCCUUGCAGAGUAGGAUUCAGAAAAUCCCUUCAGAAAGGAAAGGCUGUCUGCUGCUUUGAUUGUACACCAUGUCCAGAGAAUGAAAUUUCCAAUAUGACAGACACAGAUCAAUGUGUGAAGUGUCCACAUGAUCAGUAUGCCAACACAGAACAAACUCACUGCCUCAAAAAAGUCGUGACCUUCUUGGCUUAUGAAGACCCCUUGGGAAUGGCUCUGGCGUGUUUGGCUCUUUGCUUCUCUGCUCUCACAGCUGUUAUACUUGGUGUCUUUUUGAAGCAUCAAGAUACUCCCAUUGUCAAGGCCAAUAACCGAGUUCUCAGCUAUGUCCUGCUCAUCUCCCUCAUAUUUUGUUUUCUCUGUCCCUUGCUCUAUAUUGGCCAUCCUCAUAUGGCCACCUGCAUUCUGCAGCAGACCACAUUUGCAAUUGUGUUCACUGUAGCUGUUUCUACUAUUCUGGCUAAAACAAUUACUGUAGUAAUGGCCUUCAAGAUCACAGAUCCAAGGAAAAAGAUGAGAUGGCUGUUACUAUCAGGAACACCUAACUAUAUCAUUCCCAUCUGCACCAUGAUCCAAGUGAUUCUCUGUGGAAUCUGGCUGGGAACAUUUCCUCCAUUUGUUGACAUGGAUCCACACUUUGAAUAUGGUCACAUCAUCAUUAUCUGCAACAAGGGUUCAGUUAUUGCCUUCUACUGUGUCCUGGGAUACUUGGGUUUACUAGCCCUGGGGACUUUCACUGUAGCUUUCCUGGCCAGGAAUCUGCCUGACACAUUCAAUGAAGCCAAGUUCCUGACAUUCAGCAUGCUGGUGUUCUGUAGUGUGUGGGUCACUUUUCUCCCUGUCUACCACAGCACUAAGGGGAAAGCAAUGGUGGUUGUGGAGAUCUUUUCUAUCUUGGCCUCCAGUGCAGGGCUGCUUGUUUGUAUCUUUGCCCCAAAGUGCUUCUCAAUUUUAUUAAGACCAGAAAAAAAAAUUGUACCAAAGUUUCAGGGGCAUGUGUUCUAA